UUUUAUUUUGACAGGUUGAUAACGUUGCUGUUGCUGCACGGUCGGUGGAUUGAGGGUAUGUGGAAAGUAGGAAUGUCGGAGGAGGUUGGAAAAGCGUUACAAGCGGUGGUAGACAGGGUAAAUCAAGCCGCCGCACGUCGACCCAAGACGUUGCCCGCGGUGCCGCCCCGCCUGGUAGCUGUAAGUAAGACGAAACCACCUGACAUGGUGAUCGAGGCGUACCGAAAAGGACAUCGCAACUUUGGUGAAAACUAUGUGAAUGAACUUGUGGAUAAAGCUUCAAAUCCUCAGAUUUUAGAAUCAUGCCCAGAUAUCGAGUGGCAUUUUAUUGGCCAUUUACAGAAGAAUAAUGUCAACAAACUUUUGGGUGUACCAAACCUGUUCAUGGUGGAGACAGUGGACUCUGUCAAGUUGGCCGACAAGGUAAACAGCUCCUGGCUGCGGUUGAGAACAGCUAGUACGCAGACGUUAAAGAUCAUGGUUCAGAUCAACACCAGUGGGGAGGAAAGUAAACAUGGACUGCCUCCUGGUGAGACCGUGACCACAGUGAAACACAUUUUAUCCAAAUGCUCUGCCCUACACUUCUCCGGACUCAUGACCAUUGGUCGCUAUGGUUACGACCUAGCUGAUGGCCCUAACCCGGAUUUUCAGGCUUUGCUGAGUCGGCGACAGGAAGUGUGUGCCAGUCUACAGCUGCCGCUUGAAGAUGUGGAGCUUAGUAUGGGCAUGUCCACUGACUUCGAACACGCGAUUGAGGUGGGUUCAACCAACGUGCGAGUGGGUAGUACUAUUUUUGGUAACAGGGAUUAUCCCAACACUCCCACUCCCAGUCCAGAGAGAAAGUCAAAGGUUCCUACAGAAGAGGCAGCUAAGAAGAUGGAGCGUCUCACUGUGACAGAACAGUGAUGUUUCUCCUUCCUACACUCACAACAGGCUGAAAAGGAUUUAGUAUUUUAUGAGAUUUUCUGGGGGGAAAAAACAACAGCAGGUUUCCACAGUAUGUCUUUAUGAUGUCUUUGGUUGAUGUAGUAGUUUUCUACAGAGCCCAUUCAUUUAUUUGAGCAUUUUGGGAUGACGUUCGAUCUUUUAAGUUGACAUUAGACAUAGAUUCUCAUUAAUCAAUUGAUGGUAUAGGAUAUAAGAAGUUCCCUACCUCACAUCUUGAUCUUGUGCCAACCCUAGAUUCAAUAGAUACCGUUUUACACCAUUACGGAAAUCGAGAUAAUUUGGAGAGUCAAGCAGAGGCCGACUCUCUCAACUCCCCCUUAUCAUGACGUAUGGUAUGAGUCAAUUAAAUUGUUUUGUAUGAUGUCAGAUAUUUGACGUUUUUAUAAUUGAUAAACCAAAUUAGGAAACGGCAGGUAAAUAAUGAUUCAUACCAUAUGUUUACAUUGCCACAUUAUCUCAUGUUGUGUGAUGUCAGUGAUUCUUCUGGUCUGAAUUAUUUGUUGGUGCAGUAAAAAGAUUUAAGAAUGAAACUAUGCAAAGAGGAAAUAGUUUUAGUUUGUUUCUGUUAUGAGAUGUUCUAUCCUAUAGUUAUUAUGGAACAAUAAUGCUGUAUUUACCAUCAAUGUAAAACUAAAUUCAUAACUAAGGAUGAUAAUAAACACAUUCAGUGAA
This is a messenger RNA of Oncorhynchus keta (chum salmon), 1620 nucleotides long. RefSeq names its product pyridoxal phosphate homeostasis protein-like. Gene Ontology annotation, molecular function: pyridoxal phosphate binding. The transcript has 8 exons. NCBI's taxonomy places the organism in Eukaryota, Metazoa, Chordata, Actinopteri, Salmoniformes, Salmonidae. Gene Ontology annotation, cellular component: intracellular anatomical structure. The record is from RefSeq and is a predicted model, not a curated record. The coding region runs from base 58 to 906 and encodes 282 amino acids.